CCUCUGGCUUGAGAGGCGCGGGAAGGCGCCGUGGAGAAGCUGGUGGGCGGGGCAAAGAGAGAGCGAGACUCUGUCCGGGUGGGUGGAAGGGAAUAAUAGCAGCAGCUAAUCCGCGCUCUUUCACCUCAUGGUCCCCUUCUUUAUUUUUGUGGUCCCCUUAUUUUAUUUUACAAGACACUUUCAGAAAGGCAGAGAGAGCUUUCGAAAUAGAGGGUGGUAGGGGGAUAUGGAGGGUGAGAGGAAAUUUAUUAUUAUUAUAACGCAUGGAUUUCCCCUUAUUAACUUUAUCAAUAGGGGCUUGUUUAAGCAAAAAGGGUAAAAUCCAUUAAGGAAUGCAGUACAAUAUGAGAUCAUCACUCCCCGAACUUUAGAGCAUGGGAAGUCACGCAGAGAUACAUAAUUUGGCAUACAAUUUGGCUUUUUUAUUGUAUUAUAAUUUGGAAUGUUUUAAUGAGGAUUUUGUUGGAUUGUUAAAAUGGAAAACUAUAUAUAUAUAUAUAUAUAUAUAUAUAUGGGGGGUUUGAAAUCCUUAAGUCUAAAUGGGGCUGCAUUUUUACGCCCCCGCCCCCAAAAGAAGAAAACACCCUGAGGUACAUGAAAUGAUUCUCCCCUCACUUUCCCGGAGCUGGGGAGAAGGGCAUAUGAUACCUCAUUCAAUUCACCUCACCUUUAUGGAUUUAAAAGGUUUCAGCCCCAACUUGCCACCUGCCAACAGGCCUCCAAGGCAGCCGGCAUGAAGAGUGGUUGGGGCAACUCAGCCUGGUGUGUGGAGUGUAUAUAUAAUGAAAUUAUUGUUAUAAGUGACAAAGCAGUAUACUAAAUUUAAGGCAAAGUUCUCUCCUCCCCCCCCCCCACUUUCGAUGCGUGCUUAUUGAUGGUGAAGUAGGGGUUUAUUUAUUAAAUUUGUAUACCUCCCUUCAUCAGUAGAGCUUAGGGCGGUUCACAACUGAAAUUAGUGAUUGUAAAUGAGGGGAGAGGGAUUUAUUCCAGAUUAAUUCGCAGAGUGCAUGGGGCUGUGACCUUUUUGUAAUUGUAUCACCAUAUACAGAGACAAUGUUAUCUGAUAUCUAAUCCGGAUUCUGUACAUGGAGAUAGUUUCUUCUUCUUUGUUGCUCACUGCCCAUUGUUCAGCUUAGUUAUAAAGUUGCUAUUCCACCCCCCCCCUCCAAGUGCAGUUAAUAACUUGACUUGACUAUAUAUAAAUUAGGGUAUCAAUGCUCCUACACAUCUUGCAAGCAUUUUAAGGAUUGCAAGAUGUGUGAACAAUAAUAGUCUUUAGCUGUAGGUUGUGUCUUAUCAGGUUUGACCUGAUGGCGUCAUGUUUAUUCCUGGUUCCAGGUUUUUCUUUUAAAAUGCCACUACUUGAGAAACAAGGUAAGAGAGACUUAUUUAAUGCUACUUUUUAGUAUGGUGAAUACUAAAGUGAUCAGAUAUGCAUCAUGAACUGUUAAUUUCUUAAAAUGGUUGAUUUCUCCACUCUAGUUAUGUCCCAGUGGAAGGUACUUUUGCAGGGCAAAAUGUGAUACCAUCAGAUAAUAUCUGUUGUUCCAUGUAUAUUCACCAUAAGAAGGGCCACUGUUGCAAGCAAAGAGUGUUUAUAAACAUAGAAUUGUACUGUGGUGAGGGUUUUGCUAGUUGAUUAACAGCUCUGGCAAUAAUUUUAAGAGCUAUUUUAUUUGUGUGUAUGAUAUCUUCUCAUUUAUAGGCAUCUUUUAAAGCUCCCCUUGGGUAACCCUUAAGCCUGUUGCCAGGUAUUGUGAAGGAUUUCUGUAAAAGAGAUCUUAUUUGGAAGACGCACUGUGUGCAGGGCACCCCGAGCUGCCCUCUUUAGUUAUUUGUGGCCAGGGAGAGGUGGAAAAUACUGUUAAGUAUGUAUUUAUUACUCCAUGCAUAAUUGUCCUAGGGAUAGAUUUCUCAGUGUGAAUCUUCAGAAUUUCCUUUUUGAAUGGUAGGAAGAAAAAUUGCACUUGCUGAUGGAUAUACUACAUCUAAGGUUUCUACAUUUCCUUUAAGAGCACAACAGAUUAAACAAAAUUUCAUUUUACAGCAUGGGUUCCAGUGUGCUAGGGACUGGUUAUGCUAAAAUGUACCUCAACUAACACUGUAUUUUUGUGAUGAUCAAUAGCUUUUAGCAAAUAAAUUUGACUGAGUGAUAAGGAAUUGUAAGUCUAUCUGAAAAUAUUGUAUUUAGAACAUACUGGCCCAUGGCAGUGAUCUAUUAACACAACAGCAGCAACAGCAGCACAAUAACAAGUCUGCUAAUGGUGGUUAACUAGGUGUCUCAAAGUCAUUCACAAUUGGGGUUUCAUAUUAAUAUCAGACACUUUUGACCUCUAUGACCCAAUUUCACAAGAUGCAGAGAAAGAGCACAUUCUGAAAGUCUAUUCUGAGUGGAACCAUUUGCGAUACAGAUUUGAAUGAUACCCCAUGUUAGCACCUCACUGCAUGUGAAAAACUAGUGCAUUAGGGACCAGAGUUUUAGCCUCGCCAUAAAACAUUCCAUGUAUGCUUUAUGCAGGGAAAUUAUCAGAUUUUUGUCAUUUUCCUGCAUUUUGAAGUAGAACAAUCUAAGACAGUACCACAUGCUACUUCUGCAAAUGAUGGGCCGCACUGUACAGUCUCUGGAGAUGAGGGAUAAUUGCUGCUCAGCUAUAAAGGUCCAUCCUGCAAUCUGUCUUCCUAUUUUAAAAUCUAUUGAUCCUGAUAGUGAGUGGAAAUGUAUUCCAAGUGUUGGUUCUUCCAGAUAUGAUAAUUUAAGGAAAGGGCUCUCUGUAUGUAAACUGCCCUAGAAUCUCUUCUUAAUGGCGGUCUAUAAAUUUUUCACAGAAAUAAAUGUAACAUUGAAUGAUCAUGUUCCAAAGGAACUUGCAAAAUGAUCCAUAUGACCUGGUUCCAUAAAAUCGCUAAGGUGUGUGUGUAUUAUUAUUUGAAAAUGGCAAAGCAACUAGUAUCAAAACUGGCAGAUACAAUAAACUGAAAUACACUGUAGAACAGAAUUAAUCAAAUAGAUGACAUUCUUCCCCCCCACAGGAAGUAUUGUGCAUCAAACCGAGCACGUCCCUUUGCAAUUUUCUGCAAGCAGAGCUUCUGAAUUUCAAUUGUAUUUGGCAUAAAAUGGUCUGAUUCAUGCUGGUAAUUUCUCAUCAUGCUAAUCAUCAACAUUCUGCAACUGUUUCUUAACAUCCUGGCCUCCUUCCAUGACAUUUUGCCCCCAUUCCCACAAAUUUAAUUCUUUAUUAGCACUUUGCCCUCACUGAUAUUCUUAAAUGUUUUUAUCUUGUAAACUCCACUCUAUCUCAUAGAUCUGAGUGGGGGUUAAUAUAUUCAGUAUUAUAUGCAGAUGCAGUGAUGAGCUAACUUAUGUAAGCAAGUAGUACAGACACAAAUAUAUUUGUCUCUAAUUACCUGUUUGUGGUAGUAUAACCUACCAUCUCUGCAUGUUUAACCAUAGAAAAUAGUGAGCAGAUGCUAGUGAAAAAUGAAACCUAUCUGCAGAUUUUGUAAGUACUCCCAUUUGAAAGAUUGAUGUGACUUUUGAAAAUUAAAUUGUAUGAAAAUUAAAAUUCAUUAUAAAAAUGGAUUUUUUUAUUUAAGAAAAAACAAGGAUCAGAGAAAGAGGCUUGUACAUGAAAUCUGCACCUUUUUGGACAGCAGCCAAUCUGUAAGUAAUUUAUGAAACAAAUCUUGCCCAUGAAAAUGAAAACUGUGUAUAUGCAGGUAAGGAAUGUCUUAUGGAGCAAUGCUUAAUUUUAUGGGUGCCCUUUAAUUUUCCCUGUGUCUUUGUGUUGUGUGAGAGAGGGUUAUAUCUGCUCAGAGUAGAUGCCUAAGUUAAUAAUGUCUGUUAAUUUCAAUGGGUCUACUCUGAGUAAAAGUAACACUGGAUACAACCUAGAGAGUGUCUUCUUUGAAAUAGUUGGUAAAGCCCACUUACAUCCCCUUUCAAAAUGUAGAUUCUGCCAAGAACUUUCACCCACUGGCUUUUACUGUACAUGCAGUUACUCCAUUAUUAGCAUAAUACGUUUGGCGUAUACUCUGAGACACUAUUAUUGUACCACAUAGUCUAGGACUGUGUGCUCAUGAAUCCUGGCUCAAACUGAGCCCUUGGAGCUGCCUAUGGCUUCCUUGAGGUAAAGAGUCAAUGGGCCACAUUUUAAAGCUGCCAUAAAAUUUGGACUUUGGGGGAAAUGGAUUGUGUCUGUUUUGGAAGGCUAUGGCCAAUGCUAAACAAAUUAAGCAACAUUGCUACUUAAAGCAAUCCUAACCAUGUCUACUCACAAGCAAGUCCUGUUGAAUUAAAUGGAGCUAACUCCCAAGUAAGGGGGGCUAGUGUUGCAACCUAAAUUAUUCCACAACUUAUUCAGAAUUUAGUUAAAAAAAAUAAAAAUAUUUAAGUGCCUGCAAAAAAAAAAAAAAGAUAAUAAUAAUCUACAUGCUUGGUCACAUGUACCUAUAUAUCAGUUGAAAGCCUAAGCAGUGGAUGUUUCUCAGAAUAUGUCAGAAGCAAGUUUGGAACUGCCAAAUUCCACGUAUAAAGCAAAGAGCAACCAUUAAGGCCUUUGGAAAUGCAACACUUAUCUGAGAAAAGCAAACCUGAGCUUUGAGAUAUGUUACUUGGAUUGCAACAAUAAUGUUUUGUUUGGUUGUGUCUUUGUUUGUUUGUUUAGGUCCAGGAGAUUGAUGCUCUGAGAACAGAAAAUAGGAAGCUAAAAAAUGCGGUACCUAUUUGGCAUUUUAUAUACAUUUAUGGCUGGCUUAAAGCCUGUGCCUAUGCUUCAGUGUCAGGAUUGGAGGUGGUUGUCUCAAUCAGAACUUUACUCCAUUUGAUGGCAUGGGUUUGGUGGCCAGAAAUAAUCCCUUGCUUGACUUCUGAAUUAAAUUUUAGCUACAGAGGUAAUUUAUGCCAGUUCAUAGGAUCUAAGGCAGUAGUUCCCAAUCCCCCACCCAACAGACCUCUUGAAAAUAGCUGAGGUACUUGGCGGACCACUUAAUGACUUUUCUGCCUGUUGUAGCCAUUGUGCCAAGUGCUGUCUGAUUUUUAAUUGCAUUUUAAUUGCUUUUAUUUCUUACAUAUUGUAUUUUAGUGUAUUACAAUUUGAAUUCCAUAAAAUCCAAAUUGUAAUACAACAAAAAAUAAGAAAAAUUAAAAAAUCAAUUAAAAAUCAAAAUGAAUAUGUUGUUCAAUGUGCCAUGUACUGUUUUCAACUACAAAUCAAUUAACAUGCCACACACCACCUGAAUGAAGCUCGUGGACUACUGAUGGUCCAUGGACCACAGUUUUGGAACCCUUGAUCUAAGAGGAAAUAUAUCCUACACCUCAAAUCUGCCGGUUUUGGGCAAGAUGUUGGAGCAUGUGGCUUCUCGACUUCAGGUACUUUUGGAUUAUUCCAGUCUGCUUUGGAGAUGGAAGCAGAUUUGGUCAUGCUGGUGGAUGGCUUCUGCUGGGAAAUAGAUGCAGAAAGUGCUACCCUGUUAGUUCUUUUGGACCUCUCAGUAACACUUCAAGUCAUUGAAGAUGUCAUCCUUCUAAGUUGUUUAUAUGGAUUGAAUUUAGGAUGCAUGUUAUUCUUCCAGUCCUUCCUGGAUAAGCAGCCAUAGAAGGUGGUGUUGGGGAGCUACUAUUCCACUCCUUGGCCAUUGAGGAGCCGCAAGACUGAUGCUUUUUUAACUGUUUUAACUGAUCUGUGGAUGGCUUUUGUUGUAGUUAUUUACUGUACUUUGUGGGAUGGGAUGCUUGUUGAUUUUUAGUGGUUAAUUAUUUUGUUUUACUGUAUUGUAUUUUAGUUGUAUGUGGCCUUGGUGAGUUUUUCCUCUUAAAGGAAGUGGCUUAAAAUAUUUAAAAUAGAUAAAAUAGUAUGUAAAUAUUUUGAUCUAAUACUGUUCUAAUUCUUUUCCACAUUAGAACUCCCGGCUGCGUUAUAAAACAAAAGGUAUGUAUUUACAAAAGUAAACCCAUUGAGGAGUAUUCUUAGGGAAGCAACAUAUUUUAUUUUGUGAUAGGCAAUAAGGCGAUAAGGAUGAAGAUAUAUUCAAACAAGUAAGUAGGUUUCAAAGAGUAGGUGGUUUGUGGGUAAGAGAACAGGUAACAUUUGUAGCGAUUAUUGCAAUACCAUGUUGGGAGGGGUACUUUUAUCUUAAAAUAGCAACUGAAAUUCCACUUGCAAGGAGCAGAAUUAUAUUUUUCUUUCUUCUUAGAUUGGGCCCUAAAGAAAGAAGAAUAUGAAAAGUAAGACAUGAUAUGUUAACACAACAUUUUAAACAACAGACUAUGGUCGUAUCUAAACUUCCACUAUUUUGUGGAUAUGAUUCAGUACACCUGGAAAUUUAGGUUGCACAGUUGAAGUAAAUUUAGCAUUCUUGCACAACAACCACCUCCCCCCAAAAAAACAAAAAAAUACUCUGGAUUUUUUGUGAUAAGUGACAGGGAAAUGUAUGGAACUGUGUGGGAUAACACUGACAAUGAACAACAUCAUAGAACUUCUGUGCAUUUCAGAACAGAAAGAUCACACAUACACAGGCUUGUGGUCUGUCAGCCUCCACCAUUAGGCUAGCAGCUUGUGAAUGCACAUUUUAUAUUUGCUAACCAUUUUGGUUAGCAUCCGUCACAUGAUAAAGAGUAGCUUUUAAAUGUAAACAUAUGAAUAUGAAUUUGUGCUUGUAUUCUGAUUUACUUUCAAAGUGAGAUUGAGAGGCUUUCGGGUGAGAUAUCAAAUUACUUGAAUGUCACAAACUUCUGGGUGAGUAUAAAUUAUUUCAGGGGUGGUAUAUACGCUUCUGAAAAAGUGGUACCUGGUACAUAAAUAUCAAGUCAUUGGGUUGUAUCCAUUGCUGUGCCAUCAGAGUUCCAUUGAUGCGAUAAGACUUCUGUUUGCUCUUCUCUCCUUGCCCCUCUCCCCAAAUCUGCUCCAGAAGGUCUCCCGACCUAAUUUUGAGAGUGCACAGAGGGCAGGAAAGGGAAAGAAGGUUCCCUUGUUUGCAUGAAAAUUCCUUGCCCCACUGGAGCUGGAGCAUUGGAUACAGCCAAUAGACUGGCCCAAUCUAGCUAAAGUAACCCAUUAAAAGCAAGGGAGCAAGUAAUAAUAACUAUGGACUUUCCAUAGUACUUAAUCAUGGCUACUUUUAGCUUGUUGAAUCUAGAGAACGGCAGAAGCCCUGGCCAUGAAUUAUAUACAUUUGUUGCUCUUUACAGAUACAGUAUUAGAAAAUGUUUUGAAGUUUAAUUCUCCAAAUGCAACAUUCGUUCUUGGCUUAUUAUAUGCAAUCUGCUGAAUUUUUAUGCUGAUUUUUUUCUGCUUUGUGUAUGUGUGUUCAUACAUGGAUAGUGAUAUUUUUAUGUUUUGUUAUUGUAUGCCAUCCUAAUAGUUUUGUAGGUGUAUGAUUUUUUACUGAAGGGUGUCCUGCAAAAAACAAAACAAAACCCUUCCACAAUCUAAUAAACAAAUAAAAUUAGGAUUGGAAAGACUGGGGGAGUGACAUGUCAUAUAUCACUUUCCAUUACACUUUUCAUUAAAAAGACGUUUUGCUUGGUUUGCUGAAACAUCAGUUAGAUUGUGUCUUUCUUUUUUAGUAUGAAGAGUCUGAGCUUCUCAACAGCCAAGGUAUGUUGUUUUAGUGGCUGUAAAGGACAUUGAUGUUUAUUAUACAUCUGCUUACUUUUAUGUUAGUCUCUAUGCCCUUCCUAGUAAUCCUACUGUGUAAGGUGCCAAAAUUUCACAUUACUGUACUAAAUAUUUUGACCCAUUGUAAUCCGCAAUAAGAGGGGAAAUUCAAACUGAACCUUCAUAUGAUAUGAAGGCUAAACCUUGAUUCUGAACUACAGUGAGUUACAGUAGUAGUAGUAGUAGUAGUAAUAUAUUAUUAUUAUUAUUAUUAUUAUUAUUAUUAAUACCCCCACCCAUCCGGCUGGGCCUCCCCAGCCACUCUGGAUGGCUCCCAACAUAUUAAAAACAGAAUAAUACAUCACACAUUAAAAAUGUCUCUAAACAGUCCCUCUGAAGGAGCAGAUAUGCAGGUUAGAGGUACGGCUAGAUCCACUGCUGUCACUUGAGACCCAGGUGGCCUCAGUGGCGAUCAGUGCCUUCCAUCGGCUUCAGCUGGUACCCCAGCUACGCCCCUAUCGGGACAGGGGUAACCUAAAUUAUAUGCUCUGGUUACCUCUAGGUUAGAUCAUUGCAAUGUGUUAUACGUGGGGCAGCUUCUGAAGGCAGUUUAGAAACUUCAGCUGGUGCAGAAUUCAUUAGCCAGUGGCAACACAGUUUGAACAUAUAACACCAAUCCUAGCCUGACUGAACUGGGCAUCAGUUACUUUCUCGGCCCAAUUCAGAGUGUUGGUUUUGACUUAUAGGGCCUUAAAUGGCUCGGGACCGCAAUACCUCAAGGACUGCCUCUCCUCAUAUGAGCUAACCUGGACCCUGUGAUCGUCAUCUGAGGAUGUUCCUUGUGUGUCCCUCCACAAGAGGGGGGAGUAAAAUGAACAUGCCGGGCAAGGAAAAGUUUUUGAAGAAAAGGAAAAUAGCUGUCCUUUACAGUGAGCCAAAAUGAAGUGGAAAUAUAAACCGUGGGUUAACCUGGACUUUUCAGUAAGGUACUAUAAGCCGAAACCUUUUUUGUUGUUGUUGUUUAAAAGUGGUUUUCUUUAGGGAGCCUAUACUGGCAAGUGAAGCCAAUGACAAGAACCAGGCAAAGGCACACCUUCAAAGGUUCUAAACUUAUAAACGUGCAGUGCUGAGGAAUGGUUCCCUGAUCAGAAACCCUGAAUUGUCCACCCCAAGCCCUGCCUUAUUUCUUCCCCCAAACAUCAAGCGAAGGGGGGGGGGUGUGGCUUAGAGAAACCAAGAGGGGUGAGGUUUAAGCGCACAGUCUAUUCCAAGCCCCGGCAGCCUUUAAAAUUUUACAGGGGGCUCCCGAUUUAAGUGGUACCAAUGGAAGGGGUGGCAGGGUAAAUUAAACCCACGCUAGAAGAGUAAUAAAUCAAUAAACGGCAGGCACAAACACACGCUGCAAGCACACACACACACACGACUUAAAAUUAGAGAGGAACAGGAAAAGGAACCCUGAGGAUCAUCUAGUCCAACCCAAGCAAUGCAGAAAUAUUCAGCUGUCCCAUACAGGGAUCGAACUUGCAACCUUGGCAUUAUCAGCACCAUGCUCUAACCAACUGAGCUAUCCAGGCUCUCAAGGACAAUGGAGGGGGAAAACGCACCAGCACCCUGGCCAACAAAUUAAAAUGUAAGGCAAACCCACUCAGUCACGCAGACCAGCCAUACAAUUGGACAGGCAAGGGCAAUAGAGGGGAAAACGUACAAGUGCCCUGGCCAAAAAUUAAAUAAAAACGCACAGCCACCAAGGCAGAGGCAGGGGAAGAACAGCGAGGAGACGAGGGAGAAAGAAAGACGGAGCCACACUCACACUCAGACCUUGCUGGGGGCACGUGCUGGGCAAGGGAACAAGCUGCAGCUUAAGAAAGUUAAUUCGCACUCAGACCGCACAAACAAAUCAAGCACGAGGAGUGGGGGGAAAUAGAAGGUUAAAUGUAGGUUUUUACACGGAAAAGAGGACACAGCAAGGCAAACCUGGAUGCCUGGGUUUUAAAAAGCAGUAAAGCAAUGAGCGCACGCAAGCCUCCUAAAGUUAAAAGGCAAGCCAGGAACCAGGCAGCCUCCACACACACAGACACCCCCCCCCCGACUCAAAACCUCGUGGCUCUUCCCUGUGAUGACUCCUAGCUGAUGACUCGCGACGGGACGACGAAAAGUGAGGCCGGAAGGCUGGUGCCGCAGCAGUUUGGGCUGCUAAACACGCCCCCUCGCAGGCACCUGGUUGGGUGCCUGCCUGUGGGCGUAGGCCAGCCAGGUGAGUGGGAGGCUGCCUGGUUCCUGGCUUGCCUUUUAACAUUCCACAACCACUCCCCUCUCUUGCAGGAGGAGAGUCUUUCCUUGUGUGUCCCUCCAGAAGGUGGCAACACAAGAAUGAUCCUUUUCUGCAGUGGCUUCCUGUCUGUGGAAUGCUUUCCUCAAGGAGGCUUGCUUGGUGCCACCAUUAUAUAUCUUGUCUAGGGCAAGAUAAAGUGACUAACAAAUUUAAUAAAUAAAAUAAAGUCUUUGGCACUGGUUAAGAUUCCUGGAAUUAUUUCCAUCUUUUCUAAUGUUAGAUGCUAGAUGUAUCCUCCAUCUUAUGCACUUGCUGGCUGAUACAGCAAGUUUUAGACUGUUAGACCAAGCAAAGAGAUAUUGAAAGAUUCCCAGAUGUGCAUGUGUAUAACAUAAUAUUCAAUUUUACAGAUAAAAGAAUUCUAAGUGAACCUAGAAAACAUGCCAGGUGAGGGCUUGACUUUUUCACCCCAUUAUCUACUUACAGAAAGUUGUUCUAAGUGAUUGACUGUGUAUGAAGUCUGGUAAUAUAUUUUCUUUAAAAUUCAGUUAUUUUAGCUAAAAUUCUGCAGCCACACUGCUUAGCAAAAGACUAUAAAAAAAUAUUCAGUGAGUUCUCACUUGUCUGUGGACAUAUUUUUCAUAUGUGCCUAAUUGAAACACAGUUUUAAUUAGAAAAUGCCUUUUCCCUUUGAGCUCUUUUCCCCUUGAGCUAUGUACCUGAAUAAACUAUCUGCUAGUUUUUUACAUGUAAAUCAAUAUCUGUGACUUUUUAAAUGAUAAGAUUUUCAUUUGAAUAUCCACAGCACUCAGACAGAGGGUGCUUUUGUGCUGGAGAAGAGGUAAGGGCAACUGCAUAAUUUAGUUUGUUUUGAAAUUGCUUGUAUGUGAGAGACAUAUCCCUGGCGGAGUUUUCCCAAGGAAUUAAUGCUAGUUUGACUAAGAUGAUCCCUGUUUAGAAGCAUGCUACGCAUUUGCCACUUUCGCAUAGUGAAGAGUGUGUAUGUACAAAUGCACUAGCAUAUUCUACUGGAAUAUUUAUUAACUAAAAGGGAAUGGUUAAAGAACCUGAAAAUAACACAGCUUCUAUUUAAACACCAUUCCAGGUAAUGGCAGGGUACAUGCAGUUUCACAUUCUCCUAUGAAGUAGAUGCACAUUUAUGACUAUGUGGGAUACAGAAUCACUACAUUUAUUUGUUUUGGCUGACUGACAUCAGUGCUUACCAGCUUCUUGAGGCAUUUUAUAUAACCAUUUGCUAUAGCAAUUACUUAUCUCAUUUGAUUAGUUCUUGUUUAAUGAACAAUAACAUCAAAAUAAGUUUCUUAAGAGGCCUCUGUUGCCAAUGCCAGUUCCUCGAAGUACCUAAACACGAGGGGUUGCCAAAUGCUACUCUACAAUUCUUCAGAGUGUAAAUAUAGAGGCACCAAAGGCCAAGUAUUUUUUAUUAUUUUCAGAAUUGUAUCACCUGCUUUUUUUCCUUCAAAAAGCAGUCAGUCAAAUCAGCUAAGAAGUACAAAAGCCAAAAGUGAUUCAACCGUUAAGAUACAAAUAAUCAAAUUAAAACAUUAGCAAAAAAUGACAUAAGGAACAGCACUAACAUAGAACCAGCAACAAUAUAUUGCUUUAAAAAAGAGUGUUUUCAAUGCUGGUGGGAUAUAAAUAUAUGACUACAACCUAACUUAUUGAGCAGGGAUUUCCACAUAUGAGGUACCACCACAGAGAAAGGCCUCUUGCAUACGGUCAUCAAUUUUGUCUUAGAACACAUGCAAGAGGCAGGGGUGGUUAGAUUGGCUCCUGCCAAGGGCCCAGGCAUAGAGUGAAGUCAGCCUGCUUGCCUGACUGUACACUUCCAGGGCCACUCCUUUGCUGCUCUGGGUGGCCGGAUGAGGCAAGGGCACAAGGGACAGAGCGGGGGAGCACUGAUACAGCUCCUUGCCAAGGGCACCAGGGAGCCAAGUUUCACCCAGACGUGGGUAAAACAGCUGAUCUUAAAUGAUAGGCUAGUUCACAUUAGAGGAGAGAGUCAAGCAGCUUGACCCCAUGCUAUUUAGGGCGUGGUAAAUAAUAACCAAGACAAUGCACUCUUUUGAUGUAAAGAAUGUGUAACAAACUUCAACAAUGAAAUGUUUAGAAUCAUAUCAGAUAUGAAAUUGGUAUAGGCUGCAAUCCUAUACCAAUUUACCUGAUAGUAUGCCUCAACAGGACUUAAUUCUGGUUUGAUAUGUAUAGGAUUGUACUAUAACUGCAGGAUUGACCCCUUGUUCAUUUGGGGACUGUGGUAUAUGAGGAAGAAAGAUUAAAUCUUUCCUCCUGCUGUAGUCAUGAUAAAACUCACUCACUUGAAGGUUAAUUUUGCUUUUAUUCCAUCCCACAGAACUGUUGAAACUCAGACUGGAGAAGAUGGCUCUAGGUAUCAUACAGUGAAAAAUUAAUUCUUCUUUAAAACAUUAAUUUGAUUCUCUGUGUACUUAAAAUUAAUGAAGCGAGGGUUUCACUAAAUAAUUCAAGUACUUUGCGAAUAGUAACUCUUUGGAUUUUCCGUGAGGGUGACAAAGAUUAUCCUUGGUGGAUUUUAAGGACAAGUUGCUACCCACUGACUUAGCUUGGCAAAAUUGCUGAGACUUUCAUAUUCAGGUCAGAGAAUGGUCGCUGUGGACAGGCAACUUUACUGACAAUAAUGUGAUGAUACAGUGUAGCUAUUGUGGUUUGGGGCAUCCAAAACCAGCUAAAUGUUGAGGCCUUAAGGAUUUUGCACCAAUCCUUACAUGGCCACAAGUGUGCUCUGACCUGAAUAGGAGAACAGGACACCUCUUACCACUCCCACUUUCCACCUUUCACCUCAUCGUCCUGAAGACUCCUACAACCUUAAAGGGAUUGGCAGACUGUAGUUCACAGUUGCAUGUUCCAUACAACACAAUUCACAAUCUGGAAUUCAAGAUUGACUCUCCAGCGAGUGUGUAUAGGAUUGCCGUCAUAAAGUGGUGGACCACAUCACAGAUUAUGAACCUGAUCUGUUAUUAUUUCCCCCGAUUUAGCUAUGUUGUUGAAGACUCAUUAUCACAGGUAAGCAAAGUGUCUGGGGCUAGGUGGGCAGCUGCUGUGCAAUUCUUAUACCUUAAAUCCAACACAUUGGACAUAGAAAGUCAUGCUGAUUCUCUGCCGAACAAUUUCUUUAAUCUAAAAUCUGAUCUGCCCACUUUUUACAGCCAUACCAGUCAGCUUGAAAAUUUAGCUGUUUUUGCAACUUCCUGUGGUGGCGGCAAGCUGGAAUCUUGUACUUGCAGUGUUUCUUUGUUUCUGUUCUGCUUGUCACUGCCUGUAGAAGAGUCCUCACCUAUAUUAACAAUAUGAAGCAAACACAGGAUUGAGUAUUUCACAUUUUAUUCACUAUAGUUUAUUGUACUUAUAUUUUAUGUAUUCCCCCUUGAUGCCUAUUUAUCCAACUAUUAAAAUUAGUCAGUAAAUACAAAUAGUGAAUUGUAUCCAAGUAGCUCAUACUCAGAGUAAACCUUCUGAAAUCAAUGCAUAUGACUAACUUAAAUCCAUUGAUUUCAAAUGUCAUAUGACUUAAGUUGAUAAAACCCAGUAUAUUUUUUGGGGGGUGGGGUGGGGGGUGGGAAUCACAACAGCUGCUUAAUCUAGGUGUUUAUUGGUUGAAGUGGACUUUUUUUUGUAUAAAUGCUUAGAAUAUAUUUUUUAAAAACCUAUUCAUCUAAUAUUCUCUUUGCAGGAUGAGUUUGAAUAGCAGAAGUCCAGUGUGGUGUAACAAUAACCUAUUUGAGUGCUGGAGAGCUUUCAUGUUUGACAUUUUAAAUUUUGAUGAACCAUAUUAAAAUAUUUAUAGCUAUAUGCCAAAUAAAGAUAUUUUAAUCCUGCUAU
Podarcis lilfordi (Lilford's wall lizard) is the source of this 13746-nucleotide messenger RNA. NCBI's taxonomy places the organism in Eukaryota, Metazoa, Chordata, Lepidosauria, Squamata, Lacertidae. The record is from the annotation of a GenBank genome assembly.